AUGAAUUUAAAAAGAGAAGAUUUUGCCCCUGUUCUUAAGACAGCGUUGGAAUCAAUAACAGAGAGUUCUGUUAAAAAUGGAUUCCGCGCUGGUGGAUUGUAUCCCUUUGGCCCUGACUACGUCGAUCUCUCCAAAAUAAAGUCUCGCAACAAGAAGGAGGCUUCGUCAGAACAAAUAUUGUUUUUUGAUUAUCUAGAAAAAGAAAUAGUGGCGAAGCUACAGAAGGAAAAGUUGCAGAUAUUUAAUGACCUUUACUAUAAAGACAGACAAAAUUUAAACAUUCACUUAAAUGAAGAAGACCUAUCGCUCUACAUAAUAUGGGCUAGUAAUAAGCAAGCUAUUGAACUUUCAGGUCACGUUAAUGAGCAAUCUACUUCACCCCAGACCCUCGUUGAAAUACCAAAUCCUAAUGAAAUCAAUCCUGCAGAAUCUCUUUCUGCUACAAAUGCAGAUACAGAUGUACAAUAUCAAUUUGACAUACAACUAGAUCAUGACUAUUUACCACAUAUUACUCUAUCUAAUGCAGGAUAUGACGCAACCACAUCCACUUGCACCCCAAAUGACGCUCCAAAAUCUAGAGAAAUACUGGAUAAUUCAUUGACUGUCGCUAGCCCAAGUUCUAACUUAAAUGAUCCUAUUCCAACAACUUCAACUUCCUGUUCUUAUACGUUUAUGUUUGAUAUUGCCACAAAAAUAACACCUUCAAAAGAAUUGACAAGACCUGGGAAUUCUCAAAUCGGCCAAAGUUCUGCAGAAAAGACACCCGUGAAAGAGCUGACAAGACCUGAGACAUCAAAAAUUAACCAAAGUUCCAUAAAAAAGACACCUUUGAAAGAGCUGGCAAUACCUGGGACAACAAAAUUUAUUCAAAAGAAAGGAGAAAGUACAUAUAUUAUUCCAUCACCAUUUAAGCGAAAUUUAUUUUGGCCAGGAGAAGAUGAAAACAAAGGAAAAAAAAGAAAACUGAAGGAAAAAAUUCCUUUUGUUAUAACAAGUAAACCAUGGAGGGAAUAUAAUGAAAGGAAAGACAUUGAAAAAAAAGAAAAAGAGAAACAAAAAGAAAUUAAAGCCAAAGAAAGAGAAGAAAGAAGACUAUUAAAACUGAGAGAGACGGAAGAAAAAAAGAAACGACAGAUGGAGAAAGAAAUUAAAACCAAGGAAGGGAAAAAGAUAAAAAAAUCUAAACCAGAUGACACAUCUUCAGAUAAUACGGACAUUGAAGUGCAUUAUGCAGAAAGUGAAGACAGCUUAGAUAUGCAAAUAGAUGCAGAAAAAACAGAACAUGAAAAAUCUGAGAGCUCGACUCAAUCCGAAGAUGUGCCACUGAUCAGAUUUUCUAAGAAAUCUAGAAAAUAUUCCAUUGGAAACUAUGUCAUAAUAAGGUAUGAAGGGGAAUACUUCCCAGGCGUAAUAGAAGUACCAAAAGCUGCAACAAGAAAAAAGAACCAGCCUAAUAGACGCAAGAUCAAGUCAGCGGUGCUAACCAACACACCUAUCAAGAAUGAAAUUGCUGCUAUAGAAGAAAAAAGGAAGUUAAAAAGUAUGAAAAAGCGUGUUUUGACCGAAAAAGAGAAGAAACCUAAGAAAGCCAACAAAAUCAACAAGAAGGGUGAAGGCGAUUUAGAUGAAGAUGCGGAAAAUGAUUGCUUUUGCUUAUGCUGCCUUGAACCUUAUGAAAAUAGCAGAUCAAAUGAGAAGUGGGUUCAGUGCCUUGAAUGCAAAGGCUGGUUUCACGAAGACUGCACUGGAGGCGAGCUGCAAUAUGUCUGUCAUAAUUGUUUGUCCGAUUAG
This is a messenger RNA of Amyelois transitella, 1791 nucleotides long. RefSeq names its product histone-lysine N-methyltransferase, H3 lysine-79 specific-like. NCBI's taxonomy places the organism in Eukaryota, Metazoa, Arthropoda, Insecta, Lepidoptera, Pyralidae. The transcript has 2 exons. The record is from RefSeq and is a predicted model, not a curated record. Bases 1 to 1791 code for a protein of 596 amino acids.